Messenger RNA from Spirodela intermedia, 6921 nucleotides. The record is from the annotation of a GenBank genome assembly. Lineage: Eukaryota; Viridiplantae; Streptophyta; Magnoliopsida; Alismatales; Araceae.
AUGGAUUUCGCUUCGCGUUACGAGAUCAGCACGACAGCCGAGUUCGUCCGCAGCCGGGGCUACAAGCGCGUCGCCUUGCAGGUCCGCCGUAGGACCCUUCCUUACGAAGCUGAGCUUUCUUAUGCGACCCGAGUUUCGAACCUGCGUUUGUGAUGUGUAACAAAUCGAGAAUGGUUGUUUCUGUAGUUCCCCGACGAGCUCCUGGACGAUGCAACGAGGGUGGCGAAGGCACUCCGGGCGGAGCUUGGGAAGGGCGUGGCUCUCUACGUGAUGGCCGACACGGCCUACGGGAGCUGCUGUGUCGACGAGGUGGCGGCCUCCCACGUAGAUGCAGAUUGCGUCGUGCAUUAUGGUCACGCCUGCUGUAGCCCGUGAGCUCCUCUACCUAUCUGAAAUUCGCCUCUUUCAAGAACUUGGGUUAGAGGCAGGAAUAUUGGACGUCGGUUUCAGAAGAUAGAGGGAGGGCCUAGAUGGGUUGGUUGUACACGUCUUCCUGCCCUUGGGUUGCGCGUCCCCUGUGGAGGUUCCCGUGGCGUAUUGUUUCGUGUUGUGUCAUUCGUGGAGUUGCAGGGCUUAGGGUUUUACACCUUUUCCGGGCCUUUUUUAAUUAUUCGUGGCGUCGAAUGGACUAAUAACGGAGAGUUUCAAAUGUCAACGGUGUCCGGUCGACUGAGGCCACGGGCCAAAUGUCGAGUCUGGUUUUCAAGUUUUGGAGGCUUAAUGUUGCUUGGAGUUCGGUUUCCUAGUUUUGAGUCAAGGUUACUAUGGUAGUUGUGAUGUACAGGGAGAAAGUUGUGCUACGACACAGCAGUGGCUUUCGUUUUGGAGGAUCAGGGUUCUGAGUUUUGGGGGAUUGUUCUUCAAUAUCUCUAAUCUGUUGCGUUGUAGGAAUGUUGAUUUUUUAUUCACCAUCCGUAGUUAGCAAAUCCACCAUUAUUUGAUGUUUAAAUUAUUUCUUAUCCAUUUUUUGCAUUUUUGAGUAUUGACGAGUCCUUAAUGUUUUCCUUUACACAGCUUUGGCUAAUCUUCUCAGGUCUUUUUCGUUAUAAUUCAUUUAGUGAAAUUUCUUUUACGCUGCAGGACGUCAACUUUGCCAGCUUUAUUUGUUUUCGGAAAAAUGCCCAUCAAUGUAAAUAUCUGUGCUGAGUCCCUAUACAAUUGCUUAUCCACCAGUGAGAAGCCUGUUCUGGUAUGAAGAGAACAUCUCUCUCUCUCUCUCUCUCUCUCUCUCUCUCUCUCCCCACCCCCGUCCCCAGCCAGCUUUAUAAUUUUGAACGCACAUUUCGCAUUCAUUUUGUCCGGAUAAUUUUUAUUACUGAACAUUGUCAGUCCACUUGUUGAUGUAAUCAGGGCUGUGCGGGUUUCCUCAUGAAUAUGUUACAUCUAUUACUGCUGUCGGUUAUAUCUCAAUUUCGAGUAGGAUUUACUUUAUACAACUGAUUUUAGAUUUAAGAUUCCGAUUUUUUUAUUGUUAUGUGCACUUGAGAUAGAUCUCUAAGUUCCUGGUCUGAUCGUAUUCUCUGCUAUGAGUAGGAUUUUUCAGCCUCUUUUAAGUUGACUCAGUUAAGCUUUUGAGUAAUAUCUUUUGGUAGUAUCAACCUUUGAUAUAAGCCGAGGAAGAAAUAGAUUUAGGUUGCCUUUUCUUCUGGGCUACCGUUGCAUUAGAUUAUGAAACUAGGGCAAUUAGCAGGUCUAUAUAUUUCAGUAAUUAUCUGUCAAUCUAGUUCUGAAUCGGUGCAACCUUUCUGAUUUUGGCUUUUUCUCAACUUUGUAAAAUGCAGGUCCUCUUUGGUCUCGAAUUCGCACAUGUUUUAGACUCUAUUAAAAGAGAAAUAGCGAAUAAAUUAUCAGAGUCUGGUGUUACUCUUCCAGAACCCAUUUUUGCAGAUGUGUCAUGUUUCAGCAUAGAUCCUACUAAGAUGUAUAUAACCGAAGAGAGAGACACGAACGCUGAAUCCGAUGAUCGGAAUAAAUCUAAUGCCAGUAGCUCCUACACCCUUGGAGGACUGACAUGGGGUAUACCAGCAGACCAUAGAAUAGAGCAAUAUUUGCUCUUCUGGAUUGGUUCUGACAAUCCAGCAUUUACAAACGUCAUGCUUAUGUUCAACAGCUGCGAAACAGGUGGGGUGAUUUUCAUCAUCUUCUUGUUCUUUAAGUAUUUUGUGCAUAUUCAUUUGUGAUAGAGGCAGCUGUCCUCAUUGUUAGUUGAAAUCUGGUAUCAUCAUUUGCACGUGGUUUUUUUGGAUGUAUACGUUCUGUAGUCGUUUAUCUCGUCUUGUGCACGUGGUUUAAGCAGCUAAUUCCAGCUGGAACAGAAAUAGAUAUUGCUACUCUCUUUUCAUCUCCUGAAAUUUUGUUGUACAUACAAUUGGUUCUUUGACUUUGGCAAAUUAUUUCUCUCAAUAUUGCUACUAUCUGUUCAUCUCCUGCAAUUAUCUCGUCUGCUGUCAACAUUGACCUCUCUCUAGGACCUUGGUCUUUAAUCGUCUGUCUUAAGCAAGCCAUGAUUUAGAAAUUGAUUACCUUCAUGGAUUUCAAGUCAGGACCCUUCAGACCAAUCCGAGAUCAAACCAGCUGAGCUGAAUGUACACUGUCUGAGGCGAGACAAUAAGUUUUGGUGUAAGAUGAUGUUAGGUAGUUCUUAUAUGGCAGUGAUGUUCCCUUUAAAUCUUGUAUGCACUUCUUUAUCUAGGCUAUUCUGCCUCACACUCGUUUCAUUCGUUUUUAUCAACGACCACGAUUAUUGAUAGUGAUUUUUUGUUUUGGAUAUGAUUUGAAAACUUAUAGUGGCGCGUAUAGACGGACCUGGUCACAGCUCCUUUCUUUGUAUCUGCUAUCUCUUUGAAGGCCCUCAUUUAGUCAUUUUUAACUUUAAUAUUAAGAUUACGUGGCAAGUAUGAUGAAUUUGACAUAAAGGAAAGUUUCUCGGAAAGAAAAUGAGCACUCUUUAUGGUACGCACUUUACCUAGGUGGUAGAGGGAUUGGGGACCAAUAUGAGCAUUCUGACGGCUUUGAAUUCGAUCAGUUAUGAUAGUUGGCUUUUCUGAAAAGUUCAGACAAUUCGUCAGCUUAUUGUAGACUUAACACUAAAGUUUAUAAGCUUCUUACUUGUCUGCAUGUGUUAUGUAUGACAAGAUAACAAUCAUCAACUUGUAACAUGAUGUUCUCAUGCAAUGAUACCGUUUUAAUUUUUCAAAAUUUUAACGAGACGUCGUGUCUUUACACUAAAUUCUUUAAAGAGAAAAUACAUUUAUAAUGAAAAUGUUGCAAUGUUGAGCACCAUAUUACCUGAAAUACUUGGUGCUUUUAUUUUACGAAGCCGCGCUCCAUUUGGGAAGAUAAUUAAUUAUACUUUAUUUUCAUAGUUCAUUUGAUGUAUCUUGACCAUUAAUGAUAAGCUCACCAUCUCGUCAAUAGAAUACCUUUAAUUUUUUUUCCUGUUUUUGGUUUUUACUGUUGAGGUUUUCUUUCAGUCAGGUAUGAUGCCAAGGAAAAUUGCUUAGUGAAGGACAGAAAUCUUCAUAGAAAGAUUCUUAACCGUAGGUAUUAUAUUUUCUCUGCGUUUGUGUUUAAUCUAAUAGGAACGUUAUAAUAAACUCUCAAAUGGUUCAUCUUGUCUUUGUAGAUACUAUCUUGUGGAGAAAGCAAAGGAUGCUAAUAUUGUUGGCAUUUUGGUGGGUACCUUGGGUAUAGGUAUGCUCCGCGUAAAUUAUAGUCAUUUUUUUGUUAAAUCUAGAAGUUAGUGUCCUCAGUCAUACGAGAAAAAGGUACACUAGUUCCAUGAGCGUAGAGGUUUUCUCUCUUUUAUUUAGCCUUUAUUAUAUGUUUAUUUUGGCUGGAGGAAAGUUUUAUGAUCCGAAAAACCGUUCAUUUUUUCUAUCUUAUGUUGCAUAAUGGCUGUUAUUUAUGUUAUUUAGCACCUUAGCCGCUAUUUGUUUCUGUUAUAUUUUUUUAUGGGCAUAUUGGAUCUCAUUGAUGGCGAGAAGAGACUAUCUUUAAAUUUACUCUGAUUCUACUCGUAUACACGGUUUUUCUUUGGAAAUGUCGUGAUUUCAUUUUGUUGUGUUCCCGAUUUAAAACGCGUAAAAUUUGUUCAUGACUUGGAAUUCAAACUUAAAUCCAUAGAUGCCAGUGGGAUAAUUCUAUCUGGCUCUUUAUCAUUUUUGGGCUGAUGCUACGAAAUGUUAUUUCUUUGUCACAGCUGGAUAUCUUAAUAUGGUUCAGCAAAUGAAAAAAUUGAUCGAGAAAGCUGGAAAAAAGUCCUACACUCUUGUAAUGGGCAGACCAAGCGCAGCUAAGCUUGCAAAUUUCCCUGAAGUAAUAUGUAACCUCAAUUUUUUGUUCUUCUUGGUUAUGGUACUAUAUUCCGCUGAUUAUUUCACUUUCCUCUUUGGAUAGUGUGAUGUCUUUGUUUAUGUCUCCUGUGCACAAACUGCCCUUCUGGAUAGCAAAGAAUUCCUGGCCCCAGUCAUUACCCCUUUUGAGGCUAUGCUGGCUUUCCAAAGGUAGCAGAACACUAUGGAAAUACUGUUUGUUACUUGAGUGUUGGUAUAAAUAUAUGCGUGUUUUGCUUCAUUGGACCAUUUUUCUGUUUGAACCUGGUUCUCAAUUUUUUGUACAAUAUGCGGUUAUCAUUUUUCAUUAUUCAAGGAUAUGUUGAAGAGCCUAUUUUUUGCUCUCUCGUGCUUGAAUAGUCAUCUUUCUUUUUUAUUAGAUUUACGAUUAUCUUAUCGUGCAGCUGUAGACAAUGUCAUCUUGGCCAAUUUUUUCUCUUUCAUAGAAACAUAUCAAGAAACCAAUUAGGUCGAGUCUUCUUUGCUUUUUCAUCCCAAAGUAAAUGUCAGGGAAAAUACAGAUGAGUUCUUUUAGUCUUAUUAGAAGGGAACAAACAACCUUUGUGAAUGGGCGGCAAAUGGCCGCCUUCUAUCCCUUUGACUUUUUUUUCUUGGUUCCUCUGCACAUGUUCUGUCGUUAGCUGUUAUCUGCAUUGCUUCUGUUUAUAGAACUUCUGGUUCAUAAUGACUCUCCAAAAUAAGCAUCGGUGUUCUUAUUAAACGAUUUUUUAGCAUUAGGAUUGUGCGUUAGAAAAAUUCAUAAAUGUGUCUAUCUAUCUACAUAUGUGGCCCACGUUUAGUGGAAAAUAAAGAAAACAUGCCAAUUCAAAUUAGGUAAAGAAAUAGUUAAUGAACGUGGAUAAUGAACCAUAGCGCUAAGUCAUUAGAUCCAUAGCCUGGUUAUUCGCAAGUUUCUGUCAACAGUUGAAACCUCUGUUCUUAAUCAACUCUCACUAUUUUCAUAACUAUCUUCUUUGGCCUUUAUCUUCUUCACGUUCCAUCUGGAUGGGUGCAUGCUUCUCUACAGAAUGUUAAGAUCUUUUGUUUCUGCUUUAGAUGCCUAAACUGUCAAACCUCGAUUUCUUGUUUUUGCUUUGGUCAUCACCGUGAAAGUAGUUUUUGAUAUCUCCAUUUCUUAACCGUCCGUCAUUCAAUUUCGUCUUGCUUAUUUAUACUUCCACGAAUACAUAUAUGGUAUUCAUAUUUCUCAGUAGAACACAAAUGCCAAGAGCUUGCAGCAUUACUGAUCUCAUGUCCGUCGACAGUGAACUUUGCCAUUGAUUGUACUGCAUCACUCAAACUUACAACUAAUGAUUUCACUGUUUCUCUUCAUACGGAAAUAUUCUUGCAUUUUCAGAAAUCAUUUAAAAAAACCACUUAAUGGGCGAUUAUUCCACGAUUCCAUUGAUCAAGAGGAAACUCUUGUGUAAAAGAGUAGCCCUUCGCAUUAAAGAGUUACAUUAAGGAGUUCCUCAGUGUCAGAAGAGUCAUAUAGCGAUGCUUUUUUGCUUUUUUUUCCUUCAAUCUUGACUCCUUUCCGGUACAGUUUUUCUCCAUUGCUGCAAUUUAUUUUGUCUUGGAGAGACUCUGUUGUUUAUAAUGUCACAACGUGCAAAUGUCACUGGACUGAAACAAAAAUAUAUAGACUCUGUUUUCCGAAGUUAGCUAUUUAAUUUUCUUCCCAGGGGAAGUCAGUGGACUGGGGAAUACGUGAUUGAGUUCCGAAAUUUGAUGCAAAUCUCUGAACGUGAGGUUCGUGAAGGCAAAGAAGAAGAAGAAGAAGAAGAAGCUCGGUUUUCUUUCCUUCAGGGUGGCUAUGUGGAAGAUGUCAGGCAUGAAGGUAAUCUUUCCUUGAAAGUCUAUUGCUUCGAUGGUAUUUUUUGUGUUUAAAAUCAUUGAAUUUUAGAGGCGGUGAUUUUAUCUAUCAAAAUCGUAUAUAUAUAUAUAUAUAUAUACACACACACAUACACGCAUAUGUAUUUUAGCGCUUUCAUGAGUCAAGAGUCCAUAAUAUCAGGUGUUCUGUUUGAACGAAAGAAAACCUGGAGUUUUACACCCUCAUGGUCAAAGGGAAUAAGUCAAAUACACAUGGUUACGCGAGGUGAAUGAAGAGCACUAGGUGCAUGGUUGGGUACUGGGAUAUUAUAUUUCAUUGGUGGAUGGUUGCAGAUGAUCUCUCGGAAUUUAUUUUUUUCUUUUGCUUGGCUAUUUGUUCAUUUAAUAUUUUAUUUUAUUUUUGCUUCGAGCGACUCAAUCUUACAUCGACUUGAGUCAUCAAAACAUUGCUGAUGAUAGUCAUUUAAUUUAUUUAAUCGUUUGAUCAGCAUAUUUCAACUUGGUGGGUGCAGUGGACGGAGAUGAACACGAGGAAAGAUCCGUGGUCUUGGCAGAGUUAACACAGAAGGCUUUGAGUCUGAAGAAGGAACAGGCAGAUUCAAUACUGUUCAAGGGGACAGCCAAGUCGGGGGCGGAGUUCUUGGCUGCUCGGUCAUACACCGGGCUAAACAUGCAGCACGACGACUCGCUGCCCCAAGCUUUCGUCAUCGGCAGAACAGGAAGGGCCGCCGGAUACAACGACGAGAAGUAG